ACCCGUCCAUCGAUUAGAAUCGGGGCUAAUCGGAACUGGUUGGCAUUCAUCGACGUUCUCGCAAUAAACGCCAUUAACCCGUAGGCGGUGAAGGAGUACCGCCCAAGGCAGCGAAAACGAAAACGCCGAUCAUCGAAGCGAAAAAGCUACUUGACUUGAUUCCGAAGGAAAGCCUCCCUCUGUUGAAGAAGUUUCUCUCUAAUCAGAACGAUAAUGGCUACGGCAGCGAUAGACAGUAAGCAGGCAGCCGCGGCUACACCAGAAGAGAUGUGCUCUUCGAAGACGACGAAGCAAGGAGAAGGUCUCAGACAGUAUUAUCUUCAACACAUCCAUGACCUUCAGCUUCAGGUCCGGCAGAAGACUCACAAUCUCAAUCGCCUUGAAGCUCAGCGGAAUGAUCUUAAUUCCAGAGUCAGGAUGCUUAGAGAGGAAUUACAGCUGCUUCAAGAGCCUGGAUCAUAUGUAGGAGAGGUGGUGAAGGUUAUGGGUAAAUCGAAGGUUUUAGUGAAGGUUCAUCCAGAAGGGAAGUAUGUUGUGGAUAUUGAUAAGAAUAUUGAUAUCACAAAGAUCACACCAUCAACCAGAGUUGCUCUUCGUAAUGAUAGUUAUGUGCUUCACUUGAUCUUGCCCAGCAAAGUUGAUCCCUUGGUCAACCUUAUGAAAGUUGAGAAGGUUCCAGAUUCUACAUAUGAUAUGAUUGGUGGUCUUGACCAGCAAAUAAAGGAGAUCAAGGAGGUCAUUGAGCUUCCAAUCAAACAUCCUGAAUUAUUUGAGAGUCUUGGAAUAGCUCAACCAAAGGGAGUCUUGCUUUAUGGACCACCUGGUACCGGGAAGACAUUGCUGGCAAGAGCAGUGGCUCAUCAUACUGACUGUACUUUUAUCAGGGUAUCUGGUUCUGAGUUAGUUCAGAAAUACAUUGGUGAAGGUUCUAGGAUGGUUAGGGAACUUUUCGUUAUGGCCAGGGAGCAUGCUCCAUCAAUCAUUUUUAUGGAUGAAAUUGACAGUAUUGGAUCUGCUCGCAUGGAGUCUGGGACUGGCAAUGGUGAUAGUGAAGUGCAACGUACAAUGUUGGAGCUUCUAAAUCAGUUGGAUGGGUUUGAAGCUUCCAAUAAGAUUAAGGUUUUGAUGGCAACAAAUCGAAUUGAUAUUUUGGAUCAAGCUCUCCUUAGGCCUGGACGGAUUGACAGGAAGAUUGAGUUCCCAAAUCCCAAUGAAGAGUCCCGUUUUGAUAUCCUAAAAAUACACUCAAGGAAAAUGAACUUGAUGCGUGGUAUUGACCUAAAGAAGAUUGCUGAGAAAAUGAAUGGUGCAUCUGGUGCGGAGCUCAAGGCUGUGUGCACAGAAGCGGGGAUGUUUGCAUUAAGGGAGAGGAGAGUCCACGUAACACAAGAAGAUUUCGAGAUGGCAGUGGCCAAGGUCAUGAAGAAGGAGACUGAGAAAAACAUGUCUUUAAGAAAGCUAUGGAAGUAGUUGCGUUUAGAUGCUUCUAUUUCAGUUCUAGAUGGAUAUGGUUUGGGAUAUCAAUUCGGUUUUAACUUUCAAGUUUCAACUGAGCAUUUCUUUAACUUGUGUUCCAUCUGCCGUAAUUUUUUUUCUUGCUUCCUUCCCACCUCCCUUGUUUUUUCUUUUUUAUAUAGUGACAAGUCGAAUUGUAUCAAGUACAUGAAUCACUAUAGAUUUGAUUUUUGGUGGCUAUGCAAUUCAAAUCUUAAUUCUUAAUGGUGGGAUUCUCCUACGACGCCAAAGAAAGGUUUUAGGUAGACACCAGAAUUGUAUCAAGUGCAUAAAUGGAAGCUUGCUAAUUCUCUUUUUGUUUUUGA
Nelumbo nucifera (sacred lotus) is the source of this 1820-nucleotide messenger RNA. Its product is annotated as 26S proteasome regulatory subunit 8 homolog A. Gene Ontology annotation, molecular function: ATP hydrolysis activity; ATP binding. Lineage: Eukaryota; Viridiplantae; Streptophyta; Magnoliopsida; Proteales; Nelumbonaceae. The record is from RefSeq and is a predicted model, not a curated record.